Molecule: messenger RNA, 2733 nt
Organism: Paramisgurnus dabryanus
Lineage: Eukaryota; Metazoa; Chordata; Actinopteri; Cypriniformes; Cobitidae
Gene: eif3ba
Product: eukaryotic translation initiation factor 3, subunit Ba
Biological process (GO): translational initiation
Cellular component (GO): eukaryotic translation initiation factor 3 complex
Molecular function (GO): translation initiation factor binding; translation initiation factor activity; RNA binding
Source: RefSeq, a predicted model, not a curated record
ACGGUCCUUCUCUCACUCGCUGUGGUUGGCGCCGGUUGCCGUGCACAUGGCCGAGUGAGUAAAAUCUUUGAAUUUCAGGAGUGACAUUUACCACCUGCCCAAACCGACACAAAACCAUCACUAAAUGCGCAACACGGAUAACAUGGAUGACGAUUUGGAGUAUGAGGACGAAGAAGAGCCUUCGUUCAGUGAUCCGGAGGAUUUCGUGGAUGACAUCAGUGAUCAGGAGCUGCUUGAGGACGUCCUGAGGGACAAACCGCAGGAGGCGGAUGGCAUUGACUCGGUUGUUGUGGUUGAUAAUGUACCUCAAGUCGGACCCGAUCGUCUGGAGAAACUCAGGAAUGUCAUUCACAAGAUCUUCUCCAAGUUUGGCAAAAUCACCAAUGAGUUUUAUCCAGAUGCUGAUGGAAAGACCAAGGGGUAUAUAUUUCUAGAGUAUUCUGCACCAAGCCAUGCUCUUGAAGCUGUGAAGAACGCUGAUGGCUACAAGCUGGACAAGCAGCAUACUUUCCGUGUCAAUCUCUUUACAGACUUUGACAAAUACAUGUCAAUCUGCGAUGAGUGGGAAACUCCUGAGAAACAGCCCUUUAAAGAUUUUGGAAACCUGCGUCACUGGAUGGAGGAUCCUGACUGUCGUGAUCAGUACAGUGUCAUCUAUGACUCUGGUGAAAGAACGGGCAUAUUUUCGAAUGAUGUGAAGGAACCUAUCGAGGUGGAGGAAAGAGCGCGCUGGACCGAGACAUAUGUGCGCUGGUCUCCGAAAGGCACUUAUCUGGCCACAUUCCACCAGAGAGGCAUUGCUCUGUGGGGAGGUGAGAAGUUCAAGCAGAUCCAGAGGUUCAGUCAUCAAGGAGUGCAACUUAUCGAUUUCUCUCCCUGUGAAAGAUAUGUUGUUACAUUCAGCCCUCUCAUGGACACUAAAGAUGAUCCACAGGCUAUCAUUAUCUGGGACGUUCUUACAGGACAGAAGAAAAGAGGCUUUCAUUGUGAAAGCUCUGCACACUGGCCGAUUUUCAAGUGGAGUCCAGAUGGAAAGUUCUUUGCUCGAAUGACACAGGACACCCUGAGCAUCUACGAAACACCAUCAAUGGGUCUUUUAGACAAGAAGAGUUUGAAGAUAAAUGGAAUUAAGGAUUUCUCCUGGUCACCAGGUGAUAAUAUCAUUGCAUUCUGGGUUCCUGAGGAUAAAGAUAUCCCAGCAAGAGUCACCCUCAUGCAACUCCCAUCAAGAAAUGAGAUCAGAGUCCGUAACCUGUUCAAUGUUGUGGACUGUAAGCUUCACUGGCAGAAAAAUGGAGACUAUCUCUGUGUAAAAGUGGACAGAACACCUAAAGGAACACAGGGUGUUGUCACCAACUUUGAGAUCUUCCGAAUGAGAGAGAAGCAGGUACCUGUGGAUGUGGUGGAGAUGAAAGGUAAGGAAAGAAGCAUAUAUGUUCUGUUUAAGACUUUUUAUAUACCUGCUCUCAGUUCUGAUAUCUCUGCCUGUCCUACAGAAAGCAUCAUUGCCUUUGCUUGGGAACCAAAUGGCAGCAAGUUUGCUGUCCUACAUGGUGAAUCUCCCAGAAUCAAUGUAUCGUUCUACCAUGUGAAGAACAAUGGCAAAAUCGACCUUAUCAAAAUGUUUGACAAGCAGCAAGCAAAUAGCAUUUUCUGGAGUCCACAGGGACAGUUUUUGGUUUUGGCUGGGCUCAGGAGUAUGAAUGGAGCUCUUGCUUUUGUGGACACUUCGGACUGCACCAUGAUGAACUUUGCCGAACAUUACAUGGCAUCAGAUGUUGAAUGGGAUCCCACUGGACGAUAUGUGGUGACAUCUGUCUCCUGGUGGAGUCACAAGGUGGACAACGCCUUCUGGCUGUGGACAUUCCAGGGUCGUUUGCUGCAGAAGAACAACAAAGAUCGUUUCUGCCAGCUGCUGUGGAGGCCCCGCCCACCCUCUCUCCUGACCCAAGAGCAAAUCAAGCUCAUCAAGAAGGACCUCAAGAAGUACUCCAAGAUCUUUGAGCAGAAAGAUCGUCUCAGUCAGUCCAAGGCUUCGAAGGAAUUGGUGGACAAGAGGCGUGCCAUGAUGGAGGAGUAUCGCAAGUACCGCGAGAAAGCCAUGCAGAUGUACCAAGAUCAGAGACCCCUUCGUCUUGAACUCAGAGGAGGUGUGGACACUGAUGAUUUGGACAGCAAUGUCGAUGACUGGGAGGAAGAGACCAUUGAGUUUUUCAUCAAUGAAGAAAUUAUUCCCAUCGGAGAUCUGUAGUUCCAACAGCAGCAUUCGUUUUUUUAGUGGAGGAGUGUGGACUUGCGUUGAAGACAAAUUUGAGGGUGUUCCCAUAAGAGUUUUCCUUGUUUAUCAUCGAUCAAGUGCCUUUUAAUACUGGUUGCUGUGGAAGGAGAAUUUUGUGCCACUGUUGACUGCUGCAUUAAUAAAACAAACAAUCCAGCUCUGGGAGAACCGGUCCUGUCAGCAUCAUAAAGUCUGAUCUUGGCAGAUCUGAUGAAGCAUGUUCUUGUUUUUGCCUUUGGUAGAUCUACCUCAUCAAAAGGGUGUUACCAUGGCACAGUAUGCCAAAAACUGCUUUUACAUCACGCUGAAUGAAAACCCUUUUUUCAAGAUUUUCAGAAAGGUGAACUUGUACUUUAGUGUGCGAAAAUGGCACUACAGUGGGCUGUUUCCUCCUCCUUUCAGAUUACCUGAUAUUAAAUGCACAACAAGGGAAUAAAGUUUAAUUGAAAUUGAAA